GCAGGUGACACCACGUGACCGGCGGGUGACACCACGUGUCCCGUGUCCCUCCCUCAGCCCGGCCAUGGCGGGCGCGGUGGCGGCCGCGGGCUCCGCCGAGCAGUUCCAGCAGCUGCUGCAGCGCCCGGACAGGUCCCUGGUGGUUGUGCACUUCUGGGCGCCCUGGGCUCCGCAGUGCGCGCAGAUGAACGAGGUGAUGGCAGCGCUGGCACGGGAGCACAGCCACGUGGCCUUUGUGCAGCUGGAAGCUGAGGCUGUGCCUGAAGUGUCUGAAAAAUAUGGAAUUAGUUCUGUUCCAACGUUCUUGUUCUUUAAGGUAAGUGGAAAUGGAUUAGGAGGAAAUGAAUUUAAGAGAAAGCUUAAAUCCUUGAUAAACAAAGCUCCUGUCAUGCUCUUUAUGAAGGGAAACAAACAGAUGGCAAAAUGUGGCUUCAGCAAGCAAAUCCUAGAAAUCAUGAAUAACACUGGCGUGGAUUACGAGACUUUUGACAUCCUGGAGGACGAGGAGGUGCGCCAGGGCCUGAAAUCCUUUUCCAACUGGCCCACGUACCCACAGCUCUACGUCAAGGGGGAGCUGGUUGGGGGGCUGGACAUUGUCAAGGAGCUGAAGGAAAAUGGGGAAUUGCUGCCUGUGCUGAAGGGGGAGAACUAAUGGGAAGGACAUCAGUGGGAAGAGAAAUCCCUGGAACAGUUUUCCAGUUGUCCUGGAGAAACAACCUCAGCCCUGAGGAGCAUCAGGAGGGAAAAGAGAGAGGAAAUAAAUAGAAAUAUUCUCUGUAUUUCACCUGUAUGACAAGGGGUUUGGCUGGAGACACAAAAAGGUCAAUUAAAAUCCAGUGCUCCAGGA
Parus major (Great Tit) is the source of this 847-nucleotide messenger RNA. RefSeq names its product glutaredoxin 3 (gene GLRX3). The record is from RefSeq and is a predicted model, not a curated record. NCBI's taxonomy places the organism in Eukaryota, Metazoa, Chordata, Aves, Passeriformes, Paridae. The transcript has 8 exons. Bases 65 to 652 code for a protein of 195 amino acids.